GUUAAGCUACAAACAGUGCAAACACAACACAAAGUUCUCCUCACUAGGGGAUAAAUAUCUUGAUAGCAUUGCAAAUCUCACACAAAGACAGGCAUUUAUCACAAGCAUGGCAGCUCCAGCUAUCGGCAUCGACCUGGGCACCACGUAUUCGUGCGUGGGCGUGUUCCAGCACGGCAAGGUCGAGAUCAUCGCCAACGACCAGGGCAACAGGACCACGCCCUCCUACGUCGCCUUCACCGACACAGAGAGACUCAUUGGAGACGCCGCCAAGAAUCAGGUGGCCAUGAAUCCGAGCAACACAGUGUUCGAUGCUAAACGUCUGAUCGGUCGGAAGUUCGACGAUGCAACUGUUCAGAAUGACAUGAAGCACUGGCCUUUCACUGUGAUCAGCGACGGCGGUAAACCAAAGUUGAGAGUGGAAUUCAAGGGAGAAAGCAAAACUUUCAAUCCUGAGGAGAUCUCUUCCAUGGUGCUGAUCAAGAUGAAGGAGACAGCCGAAGCCUACAUGGGGAACAGUGUGAAGGACGCCGUGAUCACGGUCCCCGCCUACUUCAACGACUCCCAGCGACAAGCUACAAAAGAUGCUGGAGCCAUCGCGGGCAUCAACGUUCUUAGGAUCAUCAAUGAACCCACAGCCGCCGCCAUUGCUUAUGGACUGGACAAGAAAAGCGUAGGAAAAGGAGAGCGAAACGUGUUGAUCUUCGACCUGGGAGGCGGAACCUUCGACGUGUCCAUCCUCAGCAUCGACGAGGGAGUGUUCGAGGUCAAGGCAACAGCCGGCGACACGCAUUUGGGAGGCGAAGACUUUGAUAACAGAAUGGUUAGUCACUUCACUCAAGAGUUUCGCAGGAAGUUCAAGAAGGAUCUCACUACCAAUAAACGUGCACUUCGACGUCUUCGAACCGCUUGUGAACGAGCCAAGCGAACUCUGUCUUCGUCCACACAAGCCAGUCUGGAAAUUGAUUCUCUGUUCGAAGGCAUUGACUUUUACACUUCCAUCACCCGUGCAAGAUUUGAAGAGCUUUGUUCUGACCUUUUCCGAGGAACUCUAGAUCCCGUGGAGAAAGCUCUACGAGAUGCCAAGUUAGACAAGACAAGCAUCCACGAAAUCGUGUUGGUAGGCGGAUCCACACGUAUCCCCAAAGUACAAAAACUACUUCAAGAUUUCUUCAAUGGAAAGGAACUGAACAAGUCCAUCAACCCAGAUGAAGCUGUUGCUUACGGUGCCGCAGUUCAAGCAGCUAUUUUACGUGGUGAUCAGUCCGAGACUGUGAAAGACAUGUUACUUCUUGAUGUGACUCCACUUUCAAUGGGUCUUGAGACAGCUGGAGGAGUCAUGACAGUGCUUAUCAAGCGUAACACCACAAUUCCCACCAAACAUUCUCAGAUCUUCACUACAUAUUCUGAUAAUCAACCAGGUGUUCUUAUUCAGGUAUACGAAGGCGAACGAGCCAUGACUAAGGAUAACAAUUUGUUGGGCAAGUUUGAACUGAGUGGCAUUCCUCCAGCUCCUCGUGGAGUGCCACAGAUCGAAGUCACUUUCGACGUGGACGCCAAUGGUAUCCUCAACGUAACAGCGGUAGACAAGUCCACAGGGAAGGAGAACAAGAUCACCAUCACCAAUGACAAGGGUCGUCUCAGCAAAGAGGAAAUCGAGAGAAUGGUCAACGAGGCAGAAUCGUAUCGGGAACAAGACGCUAAACAACGAGAUCGCAUUGAAGCCAAGAACCGACUAGAGUCACUUUGUUUCAGCGUCAAGUCAUCUGUAAAUGAACCUUCAGUGUGUGACAAGGUGUCUCCCGAUGAAAAGCGCCGUGUGGAAGACAAGGCAGACGAAACGUUGAGGUGGCUGGACGCCAAUCAGUUGGCAGAGAAGGAAGAAUACGAGUACAAGAUAAAGGAAUUGGAAGAGGUGUGGCGACCAAUAGCGAGUAAAAUCCAUGGAUCAGCUGGAUCCCCUGGAUACAGUGGCUCCUCAGGAAACGGUCCCACUGUGGAAGAAGUUGACUGGAAUUCAUGCAAAAUAGGAGGCAUUGAAAUAUCUGAAAGCCUCAUGGAACCCAGUCUGUGUAUGCCUACAAGAGAUUAUGAGAAGGGAAAAUUGUUAGAUUUCCCUGAGAACAUUCAAGCCCAUUUUAGGACCGUUUAUAAUGGACCUCAUGGAAGAAUGAUUUAUCAACCCUCGAGGAAGAGUCUUGGAAGCCUUGUUCUCAAGAGGAGAGGCAGUUUUCUGAACUGUGACACUACCAGACAUUUCCAAAUUUCUUUUCCAAUAUACCCGUCACUUCAGUUGGAAUUCAUUGUCAGAUGGAAUCAGUCCUUCGCGAAUGAUCCCGUGGCUUCCACAGAAAACGGACGCUUAUAUAUUGGUGGUCGCAGCGGGAACUCCUCAGAACAGUUAAGCUACAAACAGUGCAAACACAACACAAAGUUCUCCUCACUAGGGGAUAAAUAUCUUGAUAGCAUUGCAAAUCUCACACAAAGACAGGCAUUUAUCACAAGCAUGGCAGCUCCAGCUAUCGGCAUCGACCUGGGCACCACGUAUUCGUGCGUGGGCGUGUUCCAGCACGGCAAGGUCGAGAUCAUCGCCAACGACCAGGGCAACAGGACCACGCCCUCCUACGUCGCCUUCACCGACACAGAGAGACUCAUUGGAGACGCCGCCAAGAAUCAGGUGGCCAUGAAUCCGAGCAACACAGUGUUCGAUGCUAAACGUCUGAUCGGUCGGAAGUUCGACGAUGCAACUGUUCAGAAUGACAUGAAGCACUGGCCUUUCACUGUGAUCAGCGACGGCGGUAAACCAAAGUUGAGAGUGGAAUUCAAGGGAGAAAGCAAAACUUUCAAUCCUGAGGAGAUCUCUUCCAUGGUGCUGAUCAAGAUGAAGGAGACAGCCGAAGCCUACAUGGGGAACAGUGUGAAGGACGCCGUGAUCACGGUCCCCGCCUACUUCAACGACUCCCAGCGACAAGCUACAAAAGAUGCUGGAGCCAUCGCGGGCAUCAACGUUCUUAGGAUCAUCAAUGAACCCACAGCCGCCGCCAUUGCUUAUGGACUGGACAAGAAAAGCGUAGGAAAAGGAGAGCGAAACGUGUUGAUCUUCGACCUGGGAGGCGGAACCUUCGACGUGUCCAUCCUCAGCAUCGACGAGGGAGUGUUCGAGGUCAAGGCAACAGCCGGCGACACGCAUUUGGGAGGCGAAGACUUUGAUAACAGAAUGGUUAGUCACUUCACUCAAGAGUUUCGCAGGAAGUUCAAGAAGGAUCUCACUACCAAUAAACGUGCACUUCGACGUCUUCGAACCGCUUGUGAACGAGCCAAGCGAACUCUGUCUUCGUCCACACAAGCCAGUCUGGAAAUUGAUUCUCUGUUCGAAGGCAUUGACUUUUACACUUCCAUCACCCGUGCAAGAUUUGAAGAGCUUUGUUCUGACCUUUUCCGAGGAACUCUAGAUCCCGUGGAGAAAGCUCUACGAGAUGCCAAGUUAGACAAGACAAGCAUCCACGAAAUCGUGUUGGUAGGCGGAUCCACACGUAUCCCCAAAGUACAAAAACUACUUCAAGAUUUCUUCAAUGGAAAGGAACUGAACAAGUCCAUCAACCCAGAUGAAGCUGUUGCUUACGGUGCCGCAGUUCAAGCAGCUAUUUUACGUGGUGAUCAGUCCGAGACUGUGAAAGACAUGUUACUUCUUGAUGUGACUCCACUUUCAAUGGGUCUUGAGACAGCUGGAGGAGUCAUGACAGUGCUUAUCAAGCGUAACACCACAAUUCCCACCAAACAUUCUCAGACCUUCACUACAUAUUCUGACAAUCAACCAGGUGUUCUCAUUCAGGUAUACGAAGGCGAACGAGCCAUGACUAAGGAUAACAAUUUGUUGGGCAAGUUUGAACUGAGUGGCAUUCCUCCAGCUCCUCGUGGAGUGCCACAGAUCGAAGUCACUUUCGACGUGGACGCCAAUGGUAUCCUCAACGUAACAGCGGUAGACAAGUCCACAGGGAAGGAGAACAAGAUCACCAUCACCAAUGACAAGGGUCGUCUCAGCAAAGAGGAAAUCGAGAGAAUGGUCAACGAAGCAGAAUCGUAUCGGGAACAAGACGCAAAACAACGAGAUCGCAUUGAAGCCAAGAACCGACUUGAGUCACUUUGUUUCAGUGUCAAAUCAUCCGUUAAUGAACCUUCAGUGUGUGACAAGGUGUCUCCCGAUGAAAAGCGCCGUGUGGAAGACAAGGCAGAUGAAACGUUGAGGUGGCUAGACGCCAAUCAGUUGGCAGAGAAGGAAGAAUACGAGUACAAGAUGAAGGAAUUGGAACAGGUGUGGCGGCCAAUAGCGAGUAAAAUCCAUGGAUCAGCUGGAUCCCCUGGAUACAGUGGCUCCUCAGGAAACGGUCCCACUGUAGAAGAAGUUGACUAAGAAUUCUUAGUUUUAUUCAUAGUAUAAAUACCAAUGUUCUUGUGUGUAAUUAUACAUCGAAUUACAUAACUGAUAUGAAUUAUAUGUAUUAUAUUAUGUAUAUUUUUUAUAUUAAACUCUAUUUACAAAUUUGGUGUCCUUGAAUCUUUGAACACAAGCCCGUCGGAAAAUUGAUUCUCUGUUCGAAGGCAAUGACUUCUACACUUCCAUCACCCAUGCAAGGUUUAAAGAGCUUUGUUCUGAUUUUUUCCGAGGAACUCUAGAACCCGUGGAGAAAGCUCUACGAGAUGUUAAGUUAGACAUGACAAGUAUCCACGAAAUCGUGUUGGUAGGCGGAUCCACACGCAUCCCAAAGUACAAAAACUACUUCAAGAUUUCUUCAGUGGAAAGGAACUGAACAAGUCCAUCAACCCAGAUGAAGUUGCUUACAGUGCCACAGUUAAGGCAACUUUUUUACGUGGUGAUCAAUCCGAGACUGUGAAAGACAUGUUUCUUCUUGAU
Molecule: messenger RNA, 4909 nt
Organism: Penaeus chinensis
Lineage: Eukaryota; Metazoa; Arthropoda; Malacostraca; Decapoda; Penaeidae
Exons: 8
Coding region: 107-4408 (1433 amino acids)
Biological process (GO): protein refolding; cellular response to unfolded protein
Cellular component (GO): cytoplasm
Molecular function (GO): misfolded protein binding; ATP hydrolysis activity; heat shock protein binding
Source: RefSeq, a predicted model, not a curated record